UUCCAAUCUUCUUCUUGCCUCUCGUUUCUCUCUGUUUUAUUUUGCUCUCAUCUUCCCAUUCCGAUCCAUCUCCAUUUUAUACACCAAAAAAGGAAAAGGAUGGUAUCAGAGUAUUAUACAUUUGGGCCUCACAAGAUUCACAGAAAGUUAAUAUUCUACACCACCAAUCUUUCAUAUGCAAUGGUCAAUCUUCGUCCUGUUGUUCCUGAUGUGUUAGCGAUCCCGAAGCGGGAGGUGAAGCGCUUUGUGGAUCUGAGUCGUGAUGAGAUCUGCGACCUAUGGCUCACAACGCAACUAAUUGGUGGUAAAUUGGAGUUAUUCCAUAAUGCUUCCUCUCUAACCUUGAAUAUUCAAGAUGGGCCCGAAGCGGGACAAACUGUACCACAUGUUCACAUUCAUGUUAUCCCUAGAAAAGCCCAAGACUUCGAGAGAAAUUAUGAGAUCUACAAUGCAGUAAAAUUCUUUAUGGACGAAAAUGAUAGAGUAAUGAAGCAACACAUUGAUUUGGAUGAGAAGAGGAAGGACAGAAGCUUCGAGGAGAUGGCACAAGAAGCUGAUCAAUACACAAGGCUUUUCUUCUAGUCUUGUUUAUGCUUUAGGUGUGGUUUUCUUCUAAGAUACAUCGAAUUCAUUUUUAAAUUGCAUUACUCUAUUUUAUUCAAAUGCCCAUUUCCUUUUAAGAUUUGUUUAUGAUGUAUCUAGAGUCAAACUUUGUCUAAUGGACA
This is a messenger RNA of Momordica charantia (bitter melon), 725 nucleotides long. The record is from RefSeq and is a predicted model, not a curated record. NCBI's taxonomy places the organism in Eukaryota, Viridiplantae, Streptophyta, Magnoliopsida, Cucurbitales, Cucurbitaceae.